Molecule: messenger RNA, 1283 nt
Organism: Parathielavia appendiculata
Lineage: Eukaryota; Fungi; Ascomycota; Sordariomycetes; Sordariales; Chaetomiaceae
Exons: 3
Coding region: 144-986 (280 amino acids)
Source: RefSeq, a predicted model, not a curated record
UCAUCAUCAGCGUUACCGUCCAGGGGACAAACGGGCAUCAAGUCAUCAAUUCCCUUCUCUCUUCCUCCUGCAGGACAGGAUUUUGAUACCAUUUACUACUUUUUUUUCUCUUUAGUUUCUGCUCACUUCAGACAGAGCCCAAGAUGACCUGCUCCAAGAUGCUCGUCACCCUCUCCCUCCUAGCCGCAGCUAGGUUUGCAGCUGGCCACGGCGCCAUUAUCGCGGCCGUUGGCGACGCUGGCGGGUCGGGCAUGGCCCUCGGCGUCGACACAAGCACUCCGAGGGAUGGCACUCGGCGUAAUCCAUUCCAGCAGGACUCGACCCGCUUCCGGGGCGACGCUGCGGAUACGGUCGGCGAGACUCUUGCGGGCGGCGACAACCAGCUCGAGGCUGGCACCCAAGCCAUCCUCGCCGAGACGGGCGAUUCCCUGCCGCAGGUCACUCCCGGCGGCGAGCUACAGAUGACACUGCACCAGGUCAACUCGGAUGGAGCGGGUCCGUAUACGUGCAUGAUCAAUGCGGACGGCACGGCCCAGACUUGGAAUAACAUUCAAGUCACCCAAAACGUCCCAGGCCGCAACUCCCGCAACCGCGACGGCGAAGCCACCGACUUCCCCCUGACGGCCUCCAUCCCAGCAACCCAGUCCUGCACCGGAACCGUAGCAGGCCAGGACAACGUCUGCCUGGUGCGGUGCGAGAACUCGGCCCGGGCAGGUCCCUUUGGCGGCGUCGUGCCCGUGCAGCUGAUCGACCCCACUGCUGGUGCGGGUGCGGGUGCGGGUGCGGGUGGCAACGGCACUGACGCCGCUCGCGCUGCCGCCGAGACUGGUGCCAAUGCCAGGAGGAGGAGCGCUCGCAGGGCGCUGGCGAGGCGCGUCAAGGAGAAUGAGAUGAAGCUUGCCCGGCUGCGGACCAGGGCCGUGGCGCUUGCGCAGGACCUGGGCGAUCCGGAUGUGAUUGCUGAAGUGAUGGAGGACUGCGAGUAAGGGGCAGGGUUACUGUCGCUAGCUCAAGGUGCUUGGAUUCCAUCACCCAGCUUGUGUCGAUGGAUGGCGGUCUUUCCUGGUGCUGUUCUCUGAUGAGAAGUGAUGGACGUUGUCUCUGGGGAAUGCAUUUUAGUUGGCUGGAAGAUAGCACGGUUUAGGUUGGACGGCAGAGCUGGCUCAGAUGGAAGUGUGGGAGGGAGGAUAUUACCGUUGUGAUUUUUUGUUUACUACUACGCUCAUUUUACAAUGAUAAUAGGCACACACCUUUGGAACAACAAUAAAUAAGACCACGACUUC